Messenger RNA from Postia placenta MAD-698-R-SB12, 540 nucleotides. RefSeq lists its product as hypothetical. Lineage: Eukaryota; Fungi; Basidiomycota; Agaricomycetes; Polyporales; Adustoporiaceae. The record is from RefSeq and is a predicted model, not a curated record. The transcript has 2 exons. Gene Ontology annotation, molecular function: RNA nuclease activity. The annotation marks the transcript as partial.
CCGACCAUGAACCGAACGUUGCCAUUUUUUGGGAUUACGAGAACUGUACGCCUCCAAGCGCGUCUCCAGGCUAUGACAUCAUCGAUAAUAUCCGGCAGAUCGCACAUGAGUACGGCAGCGUAAAGCUCUUCAAGGCUUACCUCCAGAUAUCGGAGCAGUUGUCAUCGAAUUCCAAUCGUCUGCGCUCCGAGCUUCAGUCCUGUGGCGUGUCACUGACAGACUGUCCGCAUAAUGGAAGGAAGGAUGUUGCUGACAAGAUGAUGACUGGUGAGUAAAUAUGACUUUCGACUGACUCAGAUAAUAGGGAUAUCGCCAGUCUAACUCGCGAGCCAGUUGAUAUGCUGAUGUAUGCGAUUGACACUCCCGCCCCAGCCACACUAAUCGUGAUCUCUGGAGAUCGUGAUUUUGUAUAUGCCGUCUCUAUGUUGCGAUGGCGCAAAUAUCGUGUCGUGGUCGUCGCGCCUAGCAAUUCACACCUCAGUAUGCGAUCUCAAGCAUCCACAGUCCUAGAUUGGGAAGUGGAUGUUUUGAAGAAGGCUC